AUGAGGCGCUGGCGCUCCUGGCCUGCGUGGCUGCUUUUCCUUGGGUCGUUGAUGGGAUGGCCCCAGAGGCAAAGGGACGUCGAGGGGCAAGCUGACUUUGUGCAGCUUCGGAAGGCCGUGCCAGGAUGGAGGAGAGGCCCUCGUGGACUUCGCAGUUUCUAUGGGGAUUCGAUCCCUGUGCCUCCACCUGGUCAUCCUGACCAUCCAGUUGGUGCUGAGGUUCAGCCAUUUGCCAAUCAAAAUGGAGGUGUUGAUGACACCAUCGCGCCACCCCGCCUGUACAUGUAUGGUCCAGCGGCAAGCCCGCUCGCGCGAGGCUACGCGGUGGACUGCAGUGCAUGGCACACUUCUGGGAGUGCAGAGCGGGAGCAGCUGGUGGACCAGGUCUUGACGGUGCUGCGGAGGAACGGCUUCGCGGUGCUGGAGGGCAUGGUCCCAGCGGCCGAGCAGCUGGCGAUGGAGGCGGCGGCCGUGCGCCACUUCGAGACUUUGCCCGAGGGCUACUUCACCUCCCCGCUGCGCGCGGACCGGUCUCAGGUCCACGUGCCCUACGAGGAGCCCUGGAGCGCCGAGUGGCUGGUGCCCAACGACCUUGUGCUGCAGGUCACGGCGAGGUAUGUGAUCAACAACAUGGCCUGUGGGAGGUCCGAGGAAGAGCAGCAAGCGGCCUGGUGCCAGUGGGUGACGCAGGGCUCCGACAUGGACUGGUUCUAUCAAGUGCCGCCACAGCAGGGCCCCUUGGCAACCGAACCACCGCAUGGCUGCACUUGCGUCGGGAGGGCCGAAGAGCUUGGGCCCUGGCUGGGACGGGUGAUGAUCACCAAGACCCCAAAGCAGUCACCUCUGAUGACCCGACACCGGGACAUCAUCCUACCGGGCCCUUUCGCACAGCUCACCGUCGGCGUCCCUCUGACGCCCUUGGUGGCCAACAACGGCCCCUUAGCUCUGAGGCCUGGUUCCCACGUCAUGGACAGCCCCGGCUACGAGGUGGUAACCAACAUCCCCCACGGUUCCAUCAUGCUCUACGAUUCAUUCGUCGACCACCGGGCCGUAGAGCACCAUGGCACGGAAGACCGCUACGUCCUCUACUACGAGUUCGAGACGCGGGGCAUCUUCACCGGCUAUGUGGACGGCCACUUUGGGAAAGAGGCCUCCAAGUCUGAGCACGACUUCCGGGAGGUCGUCGAUCCCGUCCUUCGGAGUUAUGUGGCGCAACUUCAAGACCAGCGGAUUAUGGCGUAG
Molecule: messenger RNA, 1242 nt
Organism: Symbiodinium necroappetens
Lineage: Eukaryota; Dinophyceae; Suessiales; Symbiodiniaceae
Source: the annotation of a GenBank genome assembly